Messenger RNA from Cicer arietinum (chickpea), 1943 nucleotides. RefSeq names its product beta-glucosidase 10-like. The record is from RefSeq and is a predicted model, not a curated record. NCBI's taxonomy places the organism in Eukaryota, Viridiplantae, Streptophyta, Magnoliopsida, Fabales, Fabaceae. Gene Ontology annotation, molecular function: beta-glucosidase activity. Gene Ontology annotation, biological process: carbohydrate metabolic process.
AAGUAAAUUAAUUAGGUAGCUAAUAAAAUAAAAUUCAUUACAUACAUACAAAAAGCAUAGGCGUUAACUACAAAGAAAUGCAAUACAUAAUAUAAGUUUGAUUAAUUAAUUGUGUGAAAAACAGAAGCAAUAUGGUGGUGAUUUUGAAGAUAUUUGCUUUAUUAGUAGUAAUCAUCCCUAAUGCUUAUAGUUUAAGCAGAGAUGAUUUCCCUUCUGAUUUUGUGUUUGGUGCUUCAACCUCUGCUUAUCAGGUUGAAGGUGCAGCAAAUAUAGAUGGCAGGAAGCCAAGCAUUUGGGAUACCUUCUCCCAUGGUGGAAAUGGGAAUAGGUACCAAGGUAAUGGAGAUAUUGCAUGUGACCAAUAUCACAAAUAUAAGGAAGAUGUGGAACUCAUGGCCAACAUGGGUUUAGAGGCUUAUAGAUUUUCAAUAUCAUGGUCAAGACUUAUUCCAGAUGGAAAAGGAUCAAUCAAUACCAAAGGACUACAAUAUUACAACAACCUUAUAAAUGAACUGAUAAGCCAUGGAAUCCAACCACACGUUACAUUACACCAUUGGGAUCUACCACAAAAACUUGAGGAUGAAUAUGGAGGAUGGGUUAAUCGAAGCGUUGUAAAGGAUUUCACUGCAUAUGCUGAUGUAUGCUUCAAAGAAUUUGGUGAUAGAGUUAUGUAUUGGACCACAGUGAAUGAGGCUAAUGUGUAUUCAAUUUUUGGCUAUGAUGCUGGAAGCUUACCACCUCAGAGGUGUUCUCCUUCCUUUGAAGCUAACUGCACAAGGGGAAAUUCCUCAACUGAGCCAUAUUUGGUAGCUCAUCAUAUUUUAUUAGCACAUGCUUCAGCUGCAAGAUUGUAUAGGAAGAACUAUAAGGGCACCCAACAUGGCUUUGUUGGGUUUAAUCUCCUUGCUUUUGGUUUUGCUCCACUGAAAAAUAAUAGUGAAGAUAUAAUUGCCACUAAAAGGGCCCAAGAAUUCAUCAUGGGGUGGUUUCUAAAACCAUUAACAUAUGGUGAUUACCCUGAUAUAAUGAAAAAGAAUGCUGGUUCAAGGCUUCCUUACUUCACCAAAAAGGAAUCAAAUCUUGUUAAAGGCUCAAUUGACUUCUUAGGGAUAAACUUUUACUACUCAUUUUAUGUCAAGAACAAAAGUCCUAGCAUCAUGCACAAGGAGAAUAGAGAUUACAUGGAAGAUAUGAAUGUGGAAACUAUACAAAUUACACCAAAUGAUACAUUAACGUAUGAGGUUCCGAUUACAACAUGGAGUUUGAAAGGUGUGCUAGACUGGGUGAAGAACAAAUAUGGAAAUUUUCCAAUUUACAUACAUGAAAAUGGCCAACAAACACUUCGUAAUUCAUCAUUGGAUGAUUGGCAUAGGGUGAAAUACUUGUAUGAAUACAUUGGAAGCAUGUCAAUUGCACUAAGGAGUGGAUCAAAUGUAAAAGGCUAUUUUGUAUGGUCCUUGUUGGAUGCAUUCGAAUUAUUGGGUGGAUAUGAACUAAGUUAUGGCCUAUAUUACAUAGAUAUGAAUGAUCCAAGUUUGAAGAGACAGCCUAAACUCUCUGCUAAAUGGUACUCAAAUUUUCUUAAGAGAAAACCUAUGGACCCAAAGAUUGCCAUUGCAAUUCAGAAGAAUGCACUUUUGCCUUCGCACACAUCAUUACUACAUGAUGCCAAGUAAUCUCUAGUUUGGGAUUAGAAUUUUCUGCUUUGUGCUAUCAUGUGAAUGAAUAAAAGAACAUACUUUAUGAUGUCAAAUAGAAAACAUAGUAGAUUUUUAUGUCAAUGUGAUGUACAUGUCUAAUAAGAUAGUAGAUGGUGAAGAUGCUUAGCUUUAUUUUGCAUGUGCUUAAACUCUAUAAUGUUUAGUUUGAUUCCAGUGAAAUUUCUCACAUUCUAAGUGUGUAUAUAAACCCAUAAGUUCUAUAUUAUUAAUUGUUUGGUUCAA